Propithecus coquereli (Coquerel's sifaka) is the source of this 4485-nucleotide messenger RNA. It is a transcript of the gene DPP8, whose product is annotated as dipeptidyl-peptidase 8. Gene Ontology annotation, biological process: proteolysis. NCBI's taxonomy places the organism in Eukaryota, Metazoa, Chordata, Mammalia, Primates, Indriidae. The transcript is spliced from 18 exons. Gene Ontology annotation, molecular function: dipeptidyl-peptidase activity; serine-type peptidase activity. The record is from RefSeq and is a predicted model, not a curated record. Bases 242 to 2587 code for a protein of 781 amino acids.
CAGAGGGCAGGUCACGAGGAACCGGAAGUGUCGCUGUCGCCGCCGCCGCCGCCGAGGCCGAGGCCGGUGCCGCUGCUUCUAAGUGCCGCGUUCGCCGCCUGGGUUGCCACCGGCGCCACCGCCGAGGAAGCUGCUGCAUCCGGGACGGGAGUGGAGGCGGUGCGGCAUGAAGCGGCGCAGGCCUGCUCCGUAACGCGCGUCGGGACGGUCCGGGCGGGGCCAGGGGGAAGGAAAAUGCAACAUGGCAGCAGCAAUGGAAACAGAACAGCUGGGUGUUGAGAUAUUUGAAACUGCAGAGUGUGAGGAGAAUAUUGAAUCACAGGAUCGGCCUAAAUUGGAGCCGUUUUAUGUUGAGCGAUAUUCCUGGAGUCAGCUUAAAAAGCUACUUGCUGAUACCAGAAAAUAUCAUGGCUACAUGAUGGCUAAGGCACCACAUGAUUUUAUGUUCGUGAAGAGGAAUGAUCCAGAUGGGCCUCAUUCAGACAGGAUUUAUUACCUUGCCAUGUCUGGUGAGAACAGAGAAAAUACACUGUUUUAUUCUGAAAUUCCCAAAACCAUCAACAGAGCAGCAGUCUUAAUGCUCUCUUGGAAGCCUCUUCUGGAUCUUUUUCAGAGAGCUUUCUGUGAUAAUUUUGCCUUUUAUAUUUGUCUAGAGCUAGCCAACAUAGAAGAGGAUCCUAGAUCAGCUGGAGUUGCUACCUUUGUUCUUCAAGAAGAAUUUGAUAGAUAUUCUGGCUAUUGGUGGUGUCCAGAAGCUGAAACAACUCCCAGUGGCAGUAAAAUUCUUAGAAUUCUAUAUGAAGAAAAUGAUGAAUCUGAGGUGGAAAUUAUUCAUGUUACAUCCCCUAUGUUGGAAACAAGGAGGGCAGAUUCAUUCCGUUAUCCUAAAACAGGCACAGCAAAUCCUAAAGUCACUUUUAAGAUGUCAGAAAUAAUCAUUGACGCCGAAGGAAGGAUUAUGGAUGUUGUAGAUAAGGAACUAAUUCAACCUUUUGAGGUUCUAUUUGAAGGAGUUGAAUAUAUUGCCAGAGCUGGAUGGACUCCAGAGGGAAAAUAUGCUUGGUCCAUCCUACUAGAUCGCUCCCAAACUCGCCUACAGAUAGUGUUGAUUUCACCUGAAUUAUUUAUCCCAGUAGAAGAUGAUGCCAUGGAAAGGCAAAGACUUACUGAAUCAGUGCCUGACUCAGUGACACCACUGAUUAUCUACGAAGAAACAACAGACAUCUGGAUAAAUAUCCAUGACAUCUUUCAUGUUUUUCCCCAAAGUCAGGAAGAUGAAAUUGAGUUUAUUUUUGCCUCUGAAUGCAAAACAGGUUUCCGUCACUUAUACAAAAUCACAUCCAUUUUAAAGGAGAGCAAAUAUAAACGAUCCAGUGGUGGGCUGCCUGCUCCAAGUGAUUUCAAAUGUCCUGUCAAAGAGGAAAUAGCAAUUACAAGUGGUGAAUGGGAAGUUCUUGGCCGGCAUGGAUCUAAUAUCCAGGUUGAUGAAGUCAGAAGGCUGGUAUAUUUUGAAGGCACCAAAGACUCCCCUUUAGAACAUCACUUGUAUGUGGUCAGUUAUGCAAAUCCUGGAGAGGUGACAAGGCUGACUGACCGUGGCUAUUCCCAUUCUUGCUGCAUCAGCCAGCAUUGUGACUUCUUUAUAAGUAAGUAUAGUAACCAGAAGAAUCCACACUGUGUGUCCCUUUACAAGCUAUCAAGUCCUGAAGAUGACCCAACUAGCAAAACAAAGGAAUUCUGGGCCACCAUUUUGGAUUCAGCAGGUCCUCUUCCUGACUAUACCCCUCCAGAAAUUUUCUCUUUUGAAAGUACUACUGGAUUUACAUUGUAUGGGAUGCUGUACAAGCCUCAUGAUCUACAGCCUGGAAAGAAAUACCCCACUGUACUGUUCAUAUAUGGUGGUCCUCAGGUACAGUUGGUGAAUAAUCGGUUUAAAGGAGUCAAGUAUUUUCGCUUGAAUACCCUAGCCUCUCUAGGUUAUGUGGUUGUGGUGAUAGACAACAGGGGAUCCUGUCACCGAGGGCUUAAAUUUGAAGGCGCCUUUAAAUAUAAAAUGGGUCAAAUAGAAAUUGAUGAUCAGGUGGAAGGGCUCCAGUAUCUAGCUUCUCGGUAUGAUUUCAUUGACUUAGAUCGUGUGGGCAUCCACGGCUGGUCCUAUGGAGGAUACCUCUCCCUGAUGGCAUUAAUGCAGAGGUCAGAUAUCUUCAGGGUUGCUAUUGCUGGGGCCCCAGUCACUCUGUGGAUCUUCUAUGAUACAGGAUACACGGAACGUUAUAUGGGUCACCCUGACCAGAAUGAACAAGGCUAUUACUUAGGAUCCGUGGCCAUGCAGGCAGAAAAGUUCCCCUCUGAACCAAAUCGUUUACUACUCUUACAUGGAUUCUUGGAUGAGAAUGUCCAUUUUGCACAUACCAGUAUAUUACUGAGUUUUUUAGUGAGGGCUGGAAAGCCAUAUGAUUUACAGAUCUAUCCUCAGGAGAGACACAGCAUAAGAGUUCCUGAAUCUGGAGAACAUUAUGAACUGCAUCUUUUGUACUACCUUCAAGAAAACCUUGGAUCACGUAUUGCUGCUCUGAAAGUGAUAUAAUUUUGACCUGUGUAGAACUGUGGUAUACACUGGCUGUUUAACCAAAUGAGGAGGUUUAAUCAAUAGAAAACAAAGAAUUGAUCAUCACCUUUUGGUACCUGCCAAACAUCUCCUGAAAGUAAAUUUGGUGCCAUGCAGGCGUCUACAGCUUAUGGAUAGUAAUCUAAUAACUUAACCAUACACAAACAAAAUUGAAUGAUACAUAUUUCUAAGGGACCCAGAAAUACAAAUACCAUGAGAAUUACUGAAACAAAUAAGACAUUAGCACCAUGUAUCCAGACUACAUUAUUUUCACUUUUAAUAGCAUUAUAAACCUCAUGGAUUUAAUUAGUGUAUUUUUACAGUAUACUUCUGAGUUUGUUAAAAUAUGGUAUUAGUGAUUGGUUUGGUUCAAUUCCAGAAUCUCUGACUAGUUUCAGAUUUGAUAGCACUUAAAUGUAAUUGAAUAGUUUAUGUUUCAUUGCUUGGGGUGUAUCCAGCAUGUUAUAAACUAAUCACUAUUAAACCUAACUUAACCAGUCAUUAAUGAUUUUUCAAGGAUAACUUAGUGGCCUCCUAAAGACACUUAUUUUGGCUCUGACCAGUUUUUAGCCAAUUUAAACUGUAUCUAGUAUAAAUAAUUCUCAUUUUUCUUUGAUGACAUGACAGAGUGGGUUUUUCCUUAUGCAUAAAGGCAAGUAACUGUAUAUGUAGCAUGAAUUUAAUUAGUCUUAUGAUAUUGAUAAUUACAGGCAGAAAAAUUUGAUUAGAGCUUAAAUAUUUGCAGGCAAGUUUCUUUUUUUCUUUUAGGAAAAAGAAAAAGUACACAUUCACCUUUAUUCUUCAGAAAAUUUUAGUGGUGCCAGUUUCCAUUCAAUAUUUCCUUAUUAAAAUGUUCCAGAGUUUCAGGGAGGUUGAAGUUCUGGGAUCGCAGUGGGGUGGGGGAGACCAGGGUGUGGGAAAUGACAGGGAGAAGAGGUGGUGGGGGUCUGCUUAAGAACUAAGCAGAGUAGUUUUAACAAAAAUACUCAUGAAAAAGUUUGGGAAGUGAAAUUUAAACUCCUAGAAUGUUAAGGAAACCAAAAUUAAGAAAUCACUCUGUUGCCAUCACAGCUGCAAACUAACAUUAUUCAGGGGAGGAAAAGUUCCUUAGAGUUGCUAUUAUAAUUCUAAUUUUUUUUAUUUUUUCCUUUUAAUUUUAGAAACCUUGCAAAUUUAAGCUUUACCCUUUUUAAAUUAUUUGACAUAAUUUAGAUACUAUGAGCUUAAAAUAAAAAGGUUUACAGACAACUUCUUUCAUAAGCUAAUCCCCAGCAAGCUACGGCUCUCUUUUUCAGUGCUUAAAGCCUAUAAAUAGUUUUCUUGAGUGGCCAUGACAUUUUCUUGCUUUAGUCCUAGCACUUGACUGUGAAGAGAGCUCACAGGAUUUCAGGUGCUAAUUGGGAUCUGCCUUGAUAGGGGUCUUGGGGUGCUAGAUGGGUCAUAUUGGCACCAGUGGCAGAGAAGGCAUCUAUGAGUUUGACCCUUUUUAUCACAAGCUUCAGUGUUCAGAAAGUUAUUGUUACCAAUACUUUUAAACAACAAAGAAAAAUUGCUGUUUCUUUCUCAUCACUACAGAGUGGAUUUCUCCCAUAGUGAGCACAGCCGCCAUUAGUAAGGAUGGUGACUGUGCAUCAGAGGUGUGGAUUUCAUCAUUUAGGGCCAGGUGGGAGGUGGGAAAGGCCCAGAAAUGGCAGGGUGACCUCAUGGUUCUGUCCUUGGGAAGGAGAUUAGAUUUUGUUGUUUGUAUUUAUACUGUAUAAUAGAUACCACACUUUUUCUUAUUGUCUGUGUAUGUAUUGAUUUUCAUGUUUAUGAUAUUUUCCCAUGCCAAAAUUUGUUUAUAUUUUUUCAAUGUUAAAUUAAAUUGAUUUGGGUAA